Messenger RNA from Nanorana parkeri, 3120 nucleotides. It is a transcript of the gene OXR1, whose product is annotated as oxidation resistance 1. Gene Ontology annotation, biological process: response to oxidative stress. The coding region runs from base 116 to 2737 and encodes 873 amino acids. The record is from RefSeq and is a predicted model, not a curated record. NCBI's taxonomy places the organism in Eukaryota, Metazoa, Chordata, Amphibia, Anura, Dicroglossidae. Gene Ontology annotation, cellular component: nucleus. The transcript has 17 exons.
GUGGAAGGCACUGCCGUUAUCUUUCAACGUCCGCCAAGGCUUGUGGGUUCAUUGCAGGUUCGUCAGACAGGCCAAAGAAGACAAGCCCUGAAUGUGAGAAAGCACAUUGAUCAAAAUGUUCAGCACUAGGAGGCUGAAGAAGAAGUCACAGUCUGUGGACAUUAGUUCACCAUCGUAUAAUCCUUUGACGGAUACACUGCCAUCACAAUCAAGUAAAUCACUAUCUACUGCCAAGACUACCAGUGAAGAAGACCAGAACAACACUGCAAACACUCAGAAACGCCACCCUAGGAGGGGAGACCUGAAAAGAUGCUACACCAUUGAUACCGGGCAGAAAAAGACCCUCGAGAAGAAAGAUGGGCGACGGAUGUCCUUCCAGAAGCCAAAGGGGACCAUGGAGUACACGGUGGAAUCCAGGGAUUCGUUGAACAGCAUUGCUCUGAAGUUUGACACAACACCAAAUGAGCUGGUUCAGCUAAACAAGCUUUUCUCCAGAGCUGUUGUCCCCGGACAGCUGUUGUACGUCCCUGACCCAGACUUCCUUUCCAGUGUGGAGAGCUCUCCGUCUCUCAGUCCCAUAAGUCCUCUAUCUCCAACCUCAUCAGAAGUGGAAUUUGAGAAAACGAUUGACCCACAAGGCCCUCACCACAAGGAAUCCACAUCCUCCCCUGCCUACUCAUCAGUCCGUCCUUCCAGGGUGGUCUCGUCCACAUCGGAGGAAGAAGAAGCGUUUACAGAGAAGUUUCUAAAGAUUAACUGCAAGUACAUAACUGAUGGAAAGGGCUCGGUCAGUGGUGUACUUCUCAUAACGCCAAAUAACAUCAUGUUUGAUCCUCAUAAGACAGACCCACUGGUGCAGGAGAAUGGCUGUGAAGAAUAUGGUAUCAUGUGCCCAAUGGAGGAGGUGACCUCGGCUGCUAUGUACAAAGAAAUAGUCAAUAGCAAAUUGAAAGAUAUUCCUGUCGAUAUAGAGCAGCUGACCUGUAUGAGGGAUUUUUGCAACUUUAAGAAAGUUUCUCAAAGUAAUACUCACGAGUUGGAUUCAAACAUGUGGGAUACCGGAAAUGACAGUGCCAGCACCGCCCCCCGUAGCACCGAGGAGUCCUUGUCGGAGGAUGUAUUCACGGAAUCGGAGCUGUCUCCUAUUCGAGAAGAGGCGCAUUCCUCCGACGAGCUGCGACAGGACAAAUCUUCAGGAGCAUCCUCCGAAUCCGUUAAGACAAUCAACCAACCAGCAGGAGAAUGUUCCACAAUAAACCCUUCAGACUCCACAGAUGCUUUGCAUGAUAAAGGCAGUGGCGAUCCUUCAGCCAAUGACAGUGGGAUCGGCAGCAAUACCAAUGAUUUGGAGAAGAGCGACGCAUCCAUUAAGGUAGGUGAAGACUUGGAUAAAGUAUCCGAAACAUCUGCGGAGUUACAAGCCAGUAUGGAGCUGGAGGAAAUGGAAGGUGCAGGUAACAAAUGCAAAAAGGAAGAACAGGGGUCAGACAGUGAGCUUAAAAACAGAGCUCUGAGUGUUGAUAAUGAGGAAUCUGAACCUGGAAACCAUGGAGAGGAGACGGCAGGAGGAGCACAACUACAACCCUCAUUAGGAGACUCUGAAACAGAAGUGGAGGAACUGAGGAAGCUUUGGAAAAAUCUCACUAUGCAACAAGCCAAGCAGCAGCGGGAGGACAUGCAGCACGCCACGCAGAAAGAGCAUAAGCCAAAGAUGAGCAUGGAUUCUCAUGCCGAAGGGGUAUAUUCAGCUAUUGCCAAAGAAAAGCGAAGGCACAGAUCCCAUAAAUAUCUGUGUCUUCGAGUUGGGAAGCCAAUGAGGAAAACAUUUGUUUCUCAAGCCAGCGCGUCAAUGCAGCAGUACGCACAAAGAGACAAACUAGAGUAUUGGUUUGCUGUUCCGCAUGAAAGGACAGACCAUCUUUACUCGUUCUUCAUUCAGUGGAGUCCAGAAAUCUACGCUGAAGAGAUCGGGGAAUCCUCUCGAGAGCCGGGCUUUGUUGUGGUUAAAAGGAACGAAGAGCCUGAGAGCUCUGAAGGAUCCACAAAUGAUUCGACCACACGAUUGUGGGAGGUAGUGUCAGUGGCUGAGUACCACCGCAGGAUCGAUGCCCUAAAUACUGAAGAACUGCGCACUCUCUGCAGACGUCUCAAGAUUACCACACGGGAAGACGUGAAUUCCAAGCAAGCGACGAGCUUUAAGGCUGACCUGGAGCCCGAAGCUUUCAGACCAAACCUCAGUGACCCCAGCCAGCUUCUACAAACUGACCAAAUAGAAAAGCUCACGAAGCACCUCCCACCUCGCACAAUUGGCUACCCAUGGACACUUGUGUACAGCACGGCAAAGCAUGGAAUGAGCCUGAAGACGCUAUACAGGACAAUGCUGGGAUUAGACACGCCUGUCCUCCUGGUGAUUAAAGACAGCGAUGCCCAGAUUUUUGGAGCAUUAGCAUCAGAGCCAUUUAAAGUGAGUGAUUGCUUCUAUGGCACCGGGGAGACUUUCCUGUUUACAUUUUGUCCUGACUUUCAGGUGUUUAAAUGGACAGGGGAUAAUAUGUUCUUUAUCAAAGGUGAUAUGGACUCGCUAGCAUUCGGUGGAGGAGGAGGAGAGUUUGCUCUGUGGCUGGACGGAGACCUCUAUCACGGGAGAAGUCACUCGUGUAGAACCUUUGAAAAUACUACACUUUCUAAGAAAGAAGAUUUCAUUGUCCAAGACAUUGAAAUUUGGGCAUUUGAGUAAAUAUGUAAAUAAAUAGAGCACAGAAGAUCUCCUCAACCCUGUACAGAAGAGAGGAGGAGAGACUCCAUGUACUGCGGCUUACUAAUAUAUACCCUUUUAAUAUAUUUGUAUUUUUGUUAAUAUUUAACCAUAGUAAUUUUUUAUUUUUUUCGGUAGUUCUAUCUAUUUUCGGACAUGAAUAUUGGGUGAAGCUGUAACUGUACGUUUUUGAUGAAUGUCGUACCUCUUGUCACUUUCUCUGUCACCGGCUCAAGUCUAGAAGAAGGCUGUAGAAGUAUACAUCACAAGCAGACUGCUCUUAUCUUCAUGUGGUCAUCUGUGAGAUUAUAACAGCUGUUGCAUUGUUUGAAACCUUCCCCCAGUAAAGUAUGUUUAGGAUCCAG